AUCGUUUUGGUACUUUGGUUUCCAUUCUGCAGCUCUAAAUCUUUUCAGCGUAACUAGAAAUUUGAAGUGUUCGUACACAGGCAUAACGAAUAUUACGAAGGGUAUACAAAACGGGCAGAGGAGCACACAUAGACACUACGCCAAGCGUGUUCAACAGUUCAAGAAAUAGUCGUCGAAAAUGAACAACAUGAAAUCAAGAGGCUCGGGCUCGUCCAGACAUCAGCCACGCCGUGGUGGUAUCAGUAGUGGUAGUGGUGCAAAGUCUACUGAUAUCAAUAGUAGUUUUCUGGGUUCUGCAUCCGAAGUUUCAACCAACGAUGAUGAUGCGUGCGUUGUCUGCUUCAAAAAUGUGGAAAUUUAUUCUAUUGGCGAUUGUGACCAUCCAGUUUGUUAUGAAUGCUCCACCCGCAUGAGAGUAUUGUGCGAACAAAAUGAGUGUCCCAUAUGCCGGCAUGUCUUGUCCAAGGUUUUGUUUACAGUCGAGAAACUGCCCUAUCGCGAACUUGAAGCCAGCAAUCGCUCAGAUCUAUACAGUAAAAAGUUUCGCAUUGCCUUCUCGAGCCCCGAAAUUCAACAGAAAUUUUUUCAGCUGCUUGAUCACCCAUGUCCCAAGUGUGAGGUGCCACCGUAUCGCAACUUUCAAGCCCUGCGCAAUCAUGUUUAUAGAGAACACAGCCUGUGGUAUUGUGAUUUGUGCAUCGACAAUUUAAAAAUAUUUACGUUUGAGCGGCGCUGUUAUACCAAGGCAGAAUUACAACAACACAACACCAAAGGUGAUCCCGACAAUCGUUCGCAUCGCGGCCAUCCACUCUGCGAGUACUGCAAUAAGCGCUACGUAGAUCGUGAUGAGCUUUUCCGUCACCUCCGUCGCGAGCAUUUCUUCUGUCACUUUUGUGAUGCCAACGGGUGCAACGAGUUUUACAAUGUCUACGAUGACUUAGCGCAGCAUUUCCGCCAAGCACACUUUUUGUGCGAGGAGGGUAAGUGUGCCACCGAGCAGUUUACUGGCGCUUUUCCCAACGAGAUUGAGUAUAAGGCGCAUGUAGCCAGUGUGCAUGGCAAAUCGCUGAACAAGCACCAAGCCAAGCAGACACGUACCCUGCAGUUGGAAAUUACUUUGGGACCACGUAAACCACGUAAAAUGGAACGUAAUGACGAAACCCAAAACUUCAUGGAUGAAAUGCCAUCGACCAGCACGCAGCGUGGACAUGUUAACAUUGAUGCCGGCAAUCAGGAUGAAUUCCCCUUACUGGGUGGUGUUACGGCAACCCCUAAUGUGUCCUUGGUUGGCCCACCACCGCCAUCAAUGCGCAAUCUUAGCGGUACUUCAGGACUUGCGCGCACGAAAGAAAACUUUCCGGCACUCGGUGGAGGGGGCGGUAGUAUUAGCAAUGGCGUCACUCCCUUCAGAGGAUCUAAUUCAAGCCAACCGGUUUCAGCAGUCUUUAAAAAGCCUUUAAGUGCUUCCGGAAAUUCAAGUGGGGCUGCUCGUACCGGUGCUGCGGCCAAUGGUAUGGUUUUACAUGUUUCAAACCGCCCGGGCGCGAAUAGUGGGAAAAAGUCCACGGAGAUAGACUUUCCGGCACUAUCUGGAGGAAAAGGCAAGAAAUCAGUCCGCAAUUUAGAAGAAGACAUGUUGCCAAACAGCUCAGGAGUCCCUAUUACUAAUGUGGCGGCAAAACAUCGUACUCUGGUUGAGGAUUAUGUGUCGGUUGCCAAUCCGAGCACUUAUCAAAAGUUACAAAUGGUACACAAGGAGGAAAUGGAGGCUAAAUUACGUUUGGAAGCUCAGAAGAAGAUUGCUCCAAAACUAACUAACGCCGACUUUCCAACACUUGGGCCAAGUAGCAACAAGCCGAUUAAUGUAAAUAUAGGAAAUAUCGGAAAAACAACAUCGUUAAAUUGGUCAAAGCCUAUAUCGGAGAAGAAGCAAAGAGAGUUGGAAAAUCGCAAGGCAAAAGUGGCGCCAGCACCAAUUCUUACCACUGCAAAGGGCUCUAAUAACAACAGCAUUGGCAAUGGGAACAAAUCCAAUAAUGACAAUCAAUUGAGCAAGAAGGAUAAGAAGUCUAAGGACAAGAAACAUAAUCAGGAAAACCAACCAAAAGUUAAUGGUCCCAAGCAAAAGGAAAAAAACAACAACGAACAAAAACAGGUGGCCAUAUCAUCCCAAGACAGCUCAUCAAACACUACGCGUGUCCCGCCUGGAUUUAAUAGUAGCUCCACACUUCAACCUCCGCCUGGGUUCAUGUCGAAUGUUACUGUCAAUUCAGUGGCAAAGCUGCCAAAUAAUUUAACCUUCACUUCAUCCUUGGGCGAGACCUACAACGUUAUUCCAAGUACUCAUAAGUACAGCGAUCCGGAAGACAUCACUGCCAGGAAUCAACGACUGGUGGACCAAUUAAGCCAUAUCCUAAAAUCACCUGAAGCACUAACCGAAUUUCGUUGUCUAUCGCAAAAGUUUAGGAAUGGAACCUGCAAUGGACAAGCAUAUUACGAACACUGCCAAGCCGCGCUGAACGACAAAUUUUACAAAUUAUUUCCAGAGCUUUUAGCUAUGCUGCCAGACAUAGCCAAGCAACAAGAGCUUUAUCUUGUGCACCAACAGCAUAUAAAUACACUAACGCCUUCCCAGCGCAAGUCAUUAGCAAGUUUGGAAGUUUGCAGUACUUGUAAGCAGGUUGUACUUGCCAGCGAUGCUAAAAGCCACCGCAAAGAGCACGACCUGAAAAAAAAAUUCCCAACACUGGGAAGCGCAUCGUCCAAUGGUGUAGCCGGUGCUCAACAAAAUUCACAACGUAAAUAAAUAAAUCGGGUACUUCAAGAGCAGACUACAAAUGUCUUUAAGGGUUUGAUAGUAGGAUGAAAGUUAAGAAAAUGUAGUUAUGUUGAUCGAAAAAAAGCUUUAUAAAUGUAUAUUUUUUUAAUCUAUUUCGAGUACGACGCUCCCACGUAAAAAUCAACAUCAAUGCGGGUGUUGUGUAUCGAACUCAAAUGUGAAAGCAGCUUGACUAAAUGUAUCCGUAUAAUUAGGUUGAUAAAUAUGUUGUAACGUUUGAAACGUUUUGAGUUUAUAGUACAGUAAA
Messenger RNA from Scaptodrosophila lebanonensis, 3086 nucleotides. Its product is annotated as E3 ubiquitin-protein ligase ZNF598. Gene Ontology annotation, molecular function: ubiquitin protein ligase activity; ribosome binding. Lineage: Eukaryota; Metazoa; Arthropoda; Insecta; Diptera; Drosophilidae. Gene Ontology annotation, biological process: protein ubiquitination; rescue of stalled cytosolic ribosome. The transcript has 7 exons. The record is from RefSeq and is a predicted model, not a curated record. The coding region runs from base 179 to 2806 and encodes 875 amino acids.